Triticum dicoccoides is the source of this 2885-nucleotide messenger RNA. RefSeq names its product protein ALTERED PHOSPHATE STARVATION RESPONSE 1-like. The coding region runs from base 261 to 2549 and encodes 762 amino acids. The record is from RefSeq and is a predicted model, not a curated record. Lineage: Eukaryota; Viridiplantae; Streptophyta; Magnoliopsida; Poales; Poaceae. The transcript is spliced from 4 exons.
UUCGCCAAGCAAAACGGCAAGAGGAGAUUCCCACCCCCUCCCCCACUUUGCUCCGCUCCGCCUCCACUACACACACAGCCCUCGCCUCCUCUCCGCACGCCUCCAUAUCAUUUCCCCCCAUCAACCCCCCAAGUCCGUCGGUGUCAUCAUCAUGGCGGGAGGACACGGCCGCUUAUAAGCCCGGCCCGGGGCCGAUCGUUUUAGGACUGUGGUGAUUGGCAGUUGCACUAGCUGACCGAGCGAAUAAGGACGCGCCGGCGAUGGGUUGCAAGGGGUCCAAGCUGGACGAGCAGGAGGCGGUGGCGCUGUGCCGCGGCCGCGCCGACCUGCUCGCGGUCGCCGUCCGCCACCGCGACGCGCUCGGGGCCGCGCACGCCGCGCUCGCCGGCUCGCUCCUCUCCGUCUCCUCCUCGCUCCACCUCCUCCUCGUCUCCGCCUCCGCCCGCCCGCGCCCGGGGAUCACGCUCCCCGCCGCCGCCAAUGCCAAGGCCGUCGACCCCCCUCCAGCGGCGCAGCCCUCCUCGCCCCCGCACUCCUCCUCGCACAUCGACUUCGCGCCCUCCUCCGGAUCCGACUCCGGCUCCGUCGCCUCCUCGCCUCCCCGCCGCGUCGACGACGCCCGCCACGACCAACUCCACCACCCGCACCCGUACGCGCUUCAGUUCCCGCAUUACGGCUACGGCUACAGUUACGAGCCUGAGCCACCGUUCGGGUACCCGCCGGGGUCGCUGCAGCUCUACUACGCGCGGAGCCGCCCGCCUCCGGCCUCGGUCGCCGUCGAGCAGCGCGCGCCCGCGUCGGAGCGCGUCUACCUCGGCUCCUCCGACCCGGCGGGCGGGAACGCGCGGUAUUACUCGUACGGAGGAGUGACCACGCCGGCAGGUAGGGCGGCUGCACCCCCGCCGUCGCCGCCGAGGGCGAGCUCGUGGGACUUCUUCAAUGUGUUCGACGACUACCAGGUGCACGACAACUACUGUUACGAUGCUGCCGGCGCCGGGACCACGGCGACGACACCGUACACGCCGAGCCGGUGCUCGCGGGACGUGCGGGAGGAGGAGGGCAUCCCGGAGCUCGAGGAGGACGACGCGGUCGUCAAGGAGGUGUCCAGCGAGCACUAUAUGACCGGGAGUGGCGGUGCUCGCAGCCGACGCAGCUCGGUCGGCGGCAUGAGCAGCAGCGAAGAGGAGAAUUGUGUUGUCGAUAAGGGAGUGCUCUCCGGGGGUGGCAUGGCGCGGCAACAGGCGCCAGCUCAGCCUAAUGUCGCGGCCUCCGUUCGCACUCACCGGAAGUCAUCGGAGACUGCAGACUUCGCCGGGGAGAUCAAGGCACAGUUUGUUCGAGCGGCCGAUGCAGUCUGGGCGGUCGGACCGAUCCUGGAGGUCGACAGGCGGAGUUACCAAUACCACCCCCGCAGCUCAGUGUACCAUGUUUCGUCUCGGAUGGUGUCAACGGCUGCAUUACCAAAUUCAGGGCAUGGAGGUGACGAGUUGGAUGUUGGAGGCUGGAAGAAGGUGGCUGAAGGGGGGAGAAGCUUAUCAGUCACCCUGCAGAAACUCUAUAUCUGGGAGAAGAAAUUAUAUAAUGAGGUUAAGUCUGAAGAGAAAAUGCGCCUCCUGCUAGCCAAGAACUCCAAGCGGCUGAAGUUCUUGGAUCAAAAGGGUGCUGAAGCUCAGAAGAUCGAUGCAACUCAAAAUUUGGUCAGGAAGCUGUCGGCAAAAAUAAGAAUGGCUGUGCGAGUUAUUGCUAAGGUUUCAAAAAAGAUAAACAGAGUUAGGGAUGAGGAAUUGUGCCCACAAAUUAUGGCCUUAAUCCAAGGGUUUGUGAAGAUGUGGCAAGAAAAGCUGGACUGCUACCAGACUCAGUGUGAAGCAAUAUCGGAGGCGAAAAACCUGGAUUCGGCUAUCUCCGGCGGGAUCAGUCGGGAUCUAGCGAUGGAGUUUGAAGUGGACUUGGUUAAAUGGAUUGUAAAUUUCUGCUCUUGGGUAAAUGCGCAAAGGAGCUUCGUGAAGGCACUGAACGGAUGGCUGGCACUGUGUCUCAACUAUCAGCAGGAGGAGACGCCCGACGGAGCUCCUCCUUAUUCUCCUGGAAGGGUGGGUGCGCCUCUUGUGUUUGUCAUCUGCAACACCUGGUCUCAAGCCAUGGAUCGGAUUUCCGAGAAGGAAGUGGUUACCGCCAUGCAAGCCCUUGUCUCCAGCGUACGCAACCAGUGCGAGCACAGAGCCUCUGUUGAGCAAAGCGAGCUGAUCUUCGUAACCCGGGAAAGAGAAAAGUGGAACAGGAUUCUGGAGAGGAAGUCCGUGGAGAUUAACAGGGAGGCAGACACACUGAACAAGAAGCUGGCCCUUGUGCCAGGCCGGCAGAGCCUGCUUCCAACGGCGCAAACGUACCAGGCGCAUUUUCUUGAAGCAGACAGCCUGCACGUAAGCUUGAGCCGGGUGCUUCAGUCCUUGGAGAGCUUCGCGUCCAGCUCCCUGCAAGCUUUCCGGGAGACCCUGAGACAUGCCGAAGAAGAAAUGCUGUCCAGAGAGAGUGCUAAAGUUUCAUAGCCCGAUUUUGCAUCUGACAGACACUAGAGCCAACAAACAAAGCUUGUGGAAUAUAAUCAUCAUCUCCUCAUCAGGUGGCAUCGGUGCUGAAUGUGCUGGGCGAAUGCUUCUGACAGAUUUUAGUUUUGGUGGAGAAAUUCUGACUUCUGAGUUUUAGUAAAUGACUGAGAUUUGCCUUGCGCACGUCGUGUAGGCAACCCUUGGUCCAUCAGAAUAGAACAGCUGUUGAAGUAGUAGCAGGUAAAUAUGGGCAGGUGCUAGUUUUUUGUGUCAUGAGCAUGUACUGUGCAAUAUUCAGCGCAUUGAAUCCCUUUGUUUUUUUUGGCUGCUGCCAUU